CUGCUCUUUAGUGUAACCUUAUUCAUUCACUAUCGCUUUCUCCUAAAAACCUAAAUAUCCAAGGCGCUGCCUUUUCAAACCCUAAUUACUCCCCUUCCAAAACCCUAACCUUUUUCGAGGAUCUCAUCUCCUCUUUCUCUUGAUCCGAUGGCAGCUAAGCCACUAACAACUGAAGCGAUUGCGCUCACUGAGAAGAAGAUGGACAUGGCUCUUGAUGAUAUAAUUAAGAUGUCGAACACAACAACUGCCAAAGAGAAAAAAGCCCCAAGGCGUCAGAUUAAUGGCCAAAGAUUCAUGGAUGGAGUUGCUUCUCGGCAUACCAACAGAGUUCAGCGCUUCAUGGGUUCUAGAGCAUCUAUUAGACAGGGUGUACUUGCGCAGGCAAGAUCAAAUUUUCAUGGGAAUCAGUUUCCAUUGACAACUAAUGCCGCAAGGAGGGCUGCCCUCAUGCCUGUUCGCAAGAUGGCUGUUAAUUGGAACAAGCCAAGGUAAACCACUGCAUAUUUCUGUUUGAUGGGAAAUCUUCCGUAUGCAAGAAAUCAAAAUACAAAUGAUUAAUUUUUUUCAAUCAAUGGAGGUGUUAGAUGUGCUGAAUCAAAAGGCAUUUUAUAUAUGAGAUUUGUCUCCUUAUGGAAUCCAGCGUGAAAAAAAUCAGUAUCUUGAACUCCUAGUGACCCGAAUAUGAUGGUAUACCGCUGUCGGGUGGUGAGAGGCAAUGGAAUACUAAUAUUUGGAUACCCGUCAUGCUUUGUGGAUAUUUUUAAGAUAUGGAGACGAGGGAAUCAGAGUUGCAGGCUGCACUAGUUCAUGCAGCCAACCUUGUACUACUGUUGCCUGCACUACUGGAUAUCUGCUUUUAUAUUAUUCAAAACUUCUUAGGUUCAUCUUUUACUAAUUAAAGCUUCAUAAGUAUAUGUGUAUGCACAAGCUGCUCUAUAUUGUAUGUGGUUUCUGAAGGGCAUCAAGGUGGUACUACCCAAGAUUCUUUGCAUUAAGGAACAGUCUUGGCUUGUUUUUCUACCUCUCCAUCUAGGUUUUCAAAUCCUUCCUUUGUGCAGAAUCUUCUGGCCUACAAAAGUUUGGUAGAUCAAAGUGUUAAUUUUUACUUGCACAUCCUUCGCGACAUACUCCUUAAUUACUAUUGGUGAUACUUCUAUGCCUUCUUUCUCAGUUGACGUUAAAUUGAAGUUAGGAGUUACAGUUAAGCUAUGGCAUGCAUCUCUCAAAUCCAUUUAUUUUGGUAUAAAGUUGAUGGUCAGAGCAUUCCGAUCAGACCGAGUGUCAUGGAAAGUUAACUGUGUGACAUUGUAGGCUGUCU
Molecule: messenger RNA, 1318 nt
Organism: Asparagus officinalis (garden asparagus)
Lineage: Eukaryota; Viridiplantae; Streptophyta; Magnoliopsida; Asparagales; Asparagaceae
Exons: 6
Coding region: 148-492 (114 amino acids)
Source: RefSeq, a predicted model, not a curated record